AUGACCGGUACUGGCACUGACCAACAGGACGCAAACUCAGCAUCAAGCAAGAAGCGGACCCACCCGGAAGACUUCAAGCGCGCCUACAAGGCCUGCAUCAAUUGCCGGCAACGCAAGGCCAAAUGUAUCCUGGGGACCGGCCCUGAUGGUGGAGAGCUAAAGCCUCCCUGCCAAAGAUGCAAGCGAGAGAUGCGCGAAUGCGUCUUCCGGUCGGAGCGCUCAUGGGUCAAGAGACGCAAGCCGGGAGAGGCGAGAGAGAAUGAGGACGAGGAGCCUGCCCAGCCCCAGUCAAAUCCACAACCCGUCGUUCAUCCCUCGCCCAGUGGCCACAGAUCGUCCACUUCGACACAUGGGUUCACCCCGGGAGGUAGCCCACAUGUUAACGGCGGCCACCAUCGCCCGGAAUUUCAGUCUCCACACGGCCAUCUUCGUCGCGUUUCGUCUUCUCAGCCAGAUCUAGCGCAUUCCGUGAUGAGGACUGUAGUUUCUAGCGGCAGCGAUGCGUUGAAUCUCCUGUUUGAGGCUGCAAAUCAUCGCGACGCCAUUGACAACCAGGAGCAGUCAGGGUCUCAGGCAUACGAGACGCCCAGGUCAGGGCCAUCUGGCUACGACAAUGGUGUGCCAUCAUCACCAUUUCACACGUUCAGAGCGCAGCCGGUGCAGAUGUCAACACCGUCGCCUGAGACUCUGAAGAUAUGGACUUCAUGUCGAUUUGUGCAAAUGGGCUGGUUCUCCGCGCAUGAAGCCGUUACGUACGUUGAUCUGUUCUUCAAGAACUGUUCGCCCUUGUCGCCCAUACUAGGAGAGUUUUAUUCGCAUCAUGAAAACCACUACACACUGAUUGCGUUGGAUCCGUUUCUCUGCACUACUAUCUUGAUGAUAUCAUCUCGGUAUAACAUCCUCCCUGGAGUAGGUGGCGCGUCGCGAGGCUACUUUGUCCAUGACAGACUCUGGGAGCAAUGUCAGCGUUUCAUUAUGAAAAUCAUGCUGGGUCAGGUGAAGCCCUCCAAAGCACAAAGUAGGACUAUCGGAUCCAUUGAAGCACUACUGCUUCUAUCCGAGUGGCAUCCUCGUGCCCUUCACUUUCCGACUGCUGCAGAUGGCUGGGACUGCGAACUAAUGAUUGGCGCCAACAACACCACUGAAGAGGGUGCAAAGCUCUUGGAAGGAGAUGUGACCUCGAACAGAUGGCUUGAGGAUGUCAUAGAACCUGCAAAGCGCUCUGAUCGCAUGUCUUGGAUGUUGAUGGGCUGUGCCUUGUCCUUGGCUCAAGAGCUGGGCCUCUUUGAAGACAAUGCAAGGAUCGACAAAGACCAGGUGUCUUACCCAAAGUUCUCGACCGAAUAUCUGAUCCUACGAAGGAUUCGGGCUCGGAAACUACUCUACGUGCUGCUUGAACAGCUCUCGUGGCGCCUGGGUUGCACGUCGAUGAUCCCGCAAAGUCUCAAUCAUGCUUUGAUGGAAAAGAUUCCGGUCGAUUCAGCCACAGGUGCUGUAGAGCAAUGGCAGUCUUUCAUGAGUGCCUGGGUGGAGCUUACAAAGCUUGCACGUUCCAUUUCUGAUACCAUAUAUCCCAACACGACUACUACAAGGAGUCUUCUGCGCACGGGUCGCUACAUAGGCCUGCUGGAACACUUCCAGCCUUUGUUGACCUCGUGGAGGAAGAAGUAUCUCGACCCCCGCAAGCUCAAAGUCGGAUUGCAUGAUAUGCUUCACAUAGAGUAUCAGUAUGUACGCAUCUACACCAACUCGCUAGGCAUGCAAGCAGUCGUCGAACGCACGCUUGCCGAGACCGACCCAGAUGUUCCUCAAGAAGACAACCUUCCGUUUAAUCUCGAGCCAAGAGACUACGACUUUAUCCAGGAGGUGGUUGAUGGAAGCUGUCAGAUUUUGCAAAAGGUCUGCCAACUGUCGGAAACAGGAGCACUACGCUACUCGCCAGUGCGGAUAUUCCUACGCAUCACGACAUCGUCGAUAUACCUAAUCAAGGGCCUGAGUUUGGGCUCACGCAAUCAAAAGCUACAAUCAUGUCUAGACAUCCUCGACGCAGCUAUCCGGGCACUUCGAGCAAGUACUCUUGAUGAUAUGCAUCUGGCAUCGCGCUAUGCCACACUGCUUGACAUGCAUGUCGCCCGUCUCCGCGAAAGCUUUGUUGUUUCUUCACGACCACCACGACUCCCCUCACGUGCUACGUCCGCCGACCUCAAGAGCGCAACAACGGGCAUGGACUUUUUGAACAACCACAACGCUGGACAGUCGCAUCUUUCUUCACUUGCAGAAAACGUGACAAAUCUCAUGCCCGAUGAUGACUGGCUUGCACUACCCUUUGAUCCUGCAAUGGCACCAUUUGGUUUAGAUAGUGGACCACAGAGUUUCCAGGGCUUUGAUGACGGAACUUUGGAUUUUAUAUGGAAUCUACCCAUGUAG
Messenger RNA from Bipolaris zeicola 26-R-13, 2427 nucleotides. RefSeq lists its product as uncharacterized. Gene Ontology annotation, cellular component: nucleus. Gene Ontology annotation, biological process: positive regulation of transcription by RNA polymerase II; aromatic amino acid catabolic process. The record is from RefSeq and is a predicted model, not a curated record. The transcript is spliced from 3 exons. Lineage: Eukaryota; Fungi; Ascomycota; Dothideomycetes; Pleosporales; Pleosporaceae. Gene Ontology annotation, molecular function: zinc ion binding; DNA-binding transcription factor activity, RNA polymerase II-specific. The coding region runs from base 1 to 2427 and encodes 808 amino acids.